This is a messenger RNA of Hibiscus syriacus, 722 nucleotides long. Its product is annotated as dirigent protein 4-like. NCBI's taxonomy places the organism in Eukaryota, Viridiplantae, Streptophyta, Magnoliopsida, Malvales, Malvaceae. The record is from RefSeq and is a predicted model, not a curated record. The transcript has a single exon. Bases 56 to 625 code for a protein of 189 amino acids.
GAAACCAUUAGCCUUUCUCUUCUACUUCCUCCUGACACACACAGCAGCAUAGACAAUGAGAACAUCAGUAUUCACUUGGAUUCUAAUCCUCUGUCUCUCCACCAUAUCAGCGCAGAGCAAUUACCACUCACAACAUGAUCCCGAGGAGCCGAAACUCACCAAUCUGCACUUCUUCUUGCACGAGGCUCCCGGAGGCAGCAACCCGACGGUAGCCAUGAUAGCACAGUCGAACAUCACGGUCGACGUCAAUAAUUCAUCGAUGCCGUUCGGCACCGUAUAUGCCGUCGAUGAUCCAUUAAGGGUAGGUCCUGAGCCUAAUUCUGAGCUGAUUGGAAAUGCUCAGGGGCUUACAGUCAUCAUAGCCGGUAGAAGUACACCACCAAGUGUGCUGUUGCACUUUGACUUUGGGUUCACCACGGGUAAAUUCAACGGGAGCUCUAUAAGUGUACUUUCUAGGAAUCCCACGACGGACAUGGAACGUGAGCUGACUGUAGUUGGAGGGAGAGGAAAAUUCAGGAUGGCAAAAGGGUUUGCGCAUCUUAAGGUUUACUCUGCAAAUGCGACCGUUAUCAUUGCUGAGCUCAACGUAACUGUUAUUCACUACGAGGGACGAUCAGAGAUUUAAGUUAUGAUCACAUGUCGUGGUUACGGACAUUAUAAAUAAUACUCUCAAUGUAAACAUCAUGGUUGUAGUCUUUUUGUUAAAUUUAAAUAAUGGAUUA